AUGCACGUCGUUGGUGGUGACGGCAUUGUUGGUGCCUCUGGUCUGGGUGUUGUCAUUGUCGUUGCUGGGGGCAUUGUUGUUGUCGUUGCUGGGGGCAUUGUUGUUGUCAUUGCUGGGGGCAUUGUCAUUGUCUUCAUUGCAGAUGUUGGCGUGGGUGUUGUCUUCAUUGCUGGUAUUGGUGUGGGCGUUGUCGAAGGUGUUGGCGUGGGCACUGGGGUUGUCGUUGCUGGUGUUGCUGCUGGUGUUGUUGGUGUUGCCGCUGGCGUCGUUGGUGUUGCUGCUGGUGUCAUUGGCAUUGCUGCUGGUAUUGGCGUUGGCGUCGUCUUCGUUGUCGUCCUCAUCCCCAUUGCCGCUGUUGUUGUCAUCCCCACUGGUGCUGCCUGUGCCGCUGUUGUUGUUGUCCCCACUGUUGUUGUUGUCCUGGGUGUUAUCGUCGUCCUCGCUGUUGGCAUUGUUGCCGCUGUUGUCGUCGUUUUCGCUAUUGCUGCUGUUGUCAUCAUUGGCGCUAUUGGCGUCGUUGUUGUCCUUGCUCUCAGAGGUGGGGCUGUCAUUCUCAUUGGCACCAGUGGGGUCGUUAUCACUGGUGUCGGAGGUGUCGUCCUCGUCGCCCAUGCGUUCGUUGACAACGCUCCCUGGCGCGAUGCGGUGGUAUCGCAUAUGCGUUCGGGGGGGGGUCAACAGUAA
Messenger RNA from Laccaria bicolor S238N-H82, 684 nucleotides. RefSeq lists its product as uncharacterized. The record is from RefSeq and is a predicted model, not a curated record. Bases 1 to 684 code for a protein of 227 amino acids. The transcript has 2 exons. NCBI's taxonomy places the organism in Eukaryota, Fungi, Basidiomycota, Agaricomycetes, Agaricales, Hydnangiaceae.